GAAAAGCUCUGUGGGUUUGAAUGUGUGAGUGAGUUGACAAUUUUCUUAUCAAAAAGAGGCAGCAGAGAAUUUUCAAUUUAUUUAUAUCCUCGGGAUGAAAACAGCGUAAUUCUGCGUCCGAGUGAUCAUUUGUGGACCAGCAGUUGUGCCGGGAACAGUGUUUGGUUUAAUCUUGGUAGAAAAUUGUGGAGAAAAUCUCGAGUGAAAAUGGUGCUGUGUCAGUCAAUGGUUAGGGCAUGCCGGGUAGCUAUUAGGGGUCCGGGAAGGGUUUUUCUGGUCAAAUCACAUGCUCCAGCUGCAGCUGUGGUAUCCCGCUCUUUCAGUCUACAAACUAUCUGCCAUGCAGACCGAAGAUACACGGAUAAACAUGAAUGGGUAUCUGUUGAGGGAACAGUGGGUACUGUAGGGAUUUCACAGUAUGCCCAGGAGGCACUUGGGGAUGUGGUUUAUGCUCAGUUGCCGGAUGUUGGUACAAAUCUCAGCCAGAAGGAUGAAUGUGGAGCUCUGGAGAGUGUGAAGGCAGCCAGUGAAUUGUACUCACCGGUGUCCGGAAAGGUGACAGAGAAGAAUACAGCUGUUGAGGAUACUCCUAGUCUCAUUAAUACAUCAUGCUAUGACAAGGGAUGGCUGUUCCGGGUGGAACUGAGCAAACCUGAAGAAGUUGAUGCCCUGAUGGAUGAGAAACAGUAUAAGGAAUUCCUCAAGAAUGAGGAUCACUGAGCUUUUGAUACUGUUAUCCGGGAUAGAUUCAUUUGUCGCCAGGAGAGUUGUUGUGCCAUCUCGGCACAAGUAGCUCGUCCACCAAAGCUUAUCAACCCUGCUUCCAGGGCGAAAGACAGUUCAAACAUAAACUGAUAAACUGCUGCAAUUUUUUCAUUUGAUUCCUAGUUACGUAAUAUUGCUCCCUGAUUUUAGCCACAAUUGUAACUCGGUUGUAUUAAAAUUCAUAAAUACGAGAUAAA
Molecule: messenger RNA, 962 nt
Organism: Phlebotomus papatasi
Lineage: Eukaryota; Metazoa; Arthropoda; Insecta; Diptera; Psychodidae
Gene: ppl
Product: glycine cleavage system H protein, mitochondrial
Exons: 2
Coding region: 208-720 (170 amino acids)
Biological process (GO): glycine decarboxylation via glycine cleavage system; protein lipoylation
Cellular component (GO): cytoplasm; mitochondrion; glycine cleavage complex
Source: RefSeq, a predicted model, not a curated record